Messenger RNA from Galendromus occidentalis (western predatory mite), 2205 nucleotides. Its product is annotated as acid-sensing ion channel 1A. The coding region runs from base 1 to 2205 and encodes 734 amino acids. Lineage: Eukaryota; Metazoa; Arthropoda; Arachnida; Mesostigmata; Phytoseiidae. Gene Ontology annotation, cellular component: plasma membrane. The record is from RefSeq and is a predicted model, not a curated record. The transcript is spliced from 11 exons. Gene Ontology annotation, biological process: sodium ion transmembrane transport. Gene Ontology annotation, molecular function: ligand-gated sodium channel activity.
AUGCAGAACGGGCCAUUGACGCAGAUCUACACCCGUGUGUCCCGGAAAACUCCCGAUCGACGGAGCGACAACGGAAGCGACAAGAAAGAAUUCCGUGAAGGGAGCGCGAACUCAGGCAAAUACUACGAAAGUUUUUCGAGGACUAGGAUCUCCUUCGGUGAACUGAACGAGAUUUUCGCUCUGUCAGUGACGGCCCAUGGUUUCGCUCGGAUCGCUCUAACCAAGAAACACAGACUGCGUCAAAUUUUUUGGACGCUGUUCGUCAUAGCCGCAAUGUGCGGCUUCCUUUACCACAUCAGUUUCCUCUUGUCGAAUUAUUUCGAUUACCCGGUUUCGACUUCGACCGAAGAGAUUCAUGCGACCGAAUUGGACUUCCCGACGGUGACAAUCUGUAACUUGAAUAACGUCAAGAAGACGAAAUUCGAAGCCUACCUUAUGCGCAUGGCCAAAGAACAGGACGACGUCGCUAAACAAACGACUGAGCUCCCGGACUUCCUCGCGACCACUGCGGCGUCAAGUGUCAAGGGAUCCGACGAUCUCCAGUGUUUCAGGACCACGGACGAAAUCGUGAAUCGAAGUCGCACGAUGGACCUCAGCGACAUGUGGAUCAACUUGGUGACCACGAAAAGACAAAUCAGGGAGUUCGGACACCAGGCCGCCGACAUGAUCGUCCAGUGCACAUACAACUCGAAGGAUUGCUUCAACACAAGCUCGUCUAUCGUCUCGAGCCAGGCGUACAGCUCGCCUCGCUAUGGGCUUUGUCAUUCACUGACGCUGAAAGACGCCGAUCGUCUUAUUCAGAAAAGCGGAGCGGGUUUGGGGCUGCAGUUUACGAUAAACAUUGAGCGACCUGAAUAUCUCGAUAUUGUGUCCGGCGAAUUCGGCGCGCGGAUUCUCGUCCACGCCGUGGGAAGUCGACCUAGCCUCGAUACGGGCGGGAUAAUCCUACAGCCAGGCACCAAGACCUACAUUGCGGCUAAAAUGAGACAAAUUGUGAGGCUGCCCGAUCCGUUCAGGGGCUGCACGAUGAAUUUCUCGGACAGUCCUCUCACGGAGCAUCUCAAAAAGCUGAAACUCGACCAUCUGAUUGGCUCUAAAAUGCUGUACACCCUCGAGUACUGCCAGACCGUGUGUACCGAAGCUUAUCUCUAUCGAGCGUGUAAUUGUCUGGACGAGCUCGCGGUGGAAAGACCACACGAAAAAUUCUCGUCAUGCGACCCCUGUAACGCUGACCAAUCCCGAUGCAGACGGGCUUUCUACCGCGGAUUCACUGGUUCCCAGGGCGGUAAAAUCUGCAGCUUGCUGUGUCGCGCAGAAUGCAACGAGAUCCGGUAUGACAUCACGACAUCGCAGUCGGAGUGGCCUAAUCUCCGUCAAGAGUAUCUUGCCGUCACCCGGUUCCCGGAAGUCAACAAACGACUCGAACAAAGCGGUAUCAACUGGACGCUGGUGCCGGAAUCCACCGAUGAGCAGCUGGCGAUUAUGCCCGGUGUGGACGAAUUCCGACGUAACUAUCUGAGGGUACACGUCUAUAUGCAAGAGAUGAACUAUAUGAGGGUCAAGGACGAGAGUUCCUAUUUGAUGAGUCAACUGAUUGCGGAUCUCGGUGGGUGCCUCGGACUCUACAUCGGGGUCUCUGUCAUCUCUUUGAUGGAGUUCACCGAGCACUUCAUGCGCUGCUCGUCCUACGGAUGCAAGCGUCAAAUGAUUCCUUUAGCGAAGAAGAUCACAAAACGAUUCGCCCCGAAAAUUCUCAGACGUGGAACGACGAGGCGGACGGUCGCCCCUCUCGGUGACCCGUCCUCUAGAUUCAGGGAAACGCCGCGGCCGCCUCCUCCGCCGAUCGAUUCGGAUGAAGGAGUUCUCUCAAAGCUGAGCCGUCGCCGUCCGCACUACUUCCGGAGAGACAGAAAUGAGUCGGUUAUUCCGCAAACCCCGAAUCAAAUUAUGGACCCGAGAGAGUGGAUGAGACGCGACAAUUACCAGCAAAUUGUCCAAGCUCGACAGAGACUGCAAAAUCUCGCCCAGCGGGACAUACAAGCCGUCCACGAGGGCGAAGAGUUCUCUCUCGCCGUCGGAUUCGAGUCUGAAGACGACAUGCUCAGGACUAACCGCCGGAGGAGAAUUAUUCGAGUGAAAAUCGAAUACAGAGAUCUGAACCGCUUCGAAUUCUCGAAAGUCGAAGCCGCGAGGGGUCAACAGUGA